Molecule: messenger RNA, 594 nt
Organism: Monopterus albus (swamp eel)
Lineage: Eukaryota; Metazoa; Chordata; Actinopteri; Synbranchiformes; Synbranchidae
Product: cystatin-B-like
Exons: 3
Coding region: 80-382 (100 amino acids)
Cellular component (GO): cytosol
Molecular function (GO): cysteine-type endopeptidase inhibitor activity
Source: RefSeq, a predicted model, not a curated record
UGACUCAUCUUGAACAUGUCAUUGUAACAGACUGGACUGGUUUUUGUUGAUCUCAUUUUCACUGUUAAUUUCCAUCACAAUGUCGGGCAUGUGUGGAGGCCUUUCCGCGUCGAAGCCUGCUGACGAAGAAAUUCAGAAGCUAUGCGACAGCGUAAAAUCCCUUGCAGAGGCAAAAUCCGGGAAAAACUAUGGUGUCUUUAACGCCAUAAGCUACACGUCGCAGAUUGUGGCCGGGACCAACUACUUCGUAAAGGUCAACAUUGGAGGAGAUGGUUAUAUUCACCUUCGUAUUUACAAAAAACUCCCAUGUUAUGGGGGGGAUCUUGAAUUGACGGCUAUUCAAGAACCCAAGACCCUGCAUGACCCUAUUGUGUACUUCUAAUGGGAACACAGAACUAUACAGUGAUUCAUCAGUGCCUACAGGCUGUAGUCUCAUUAUAAUCAUUUAAUUUCAGAAUUUCCCUGCUUCAUGUCAUAAAACCAUGCUCAUAUGUGCUAACAUGUAAUAACACUAUAUGUAUGUCAUAAUAGAAGCAUGCCAUUGUGGAACUAUUUUGUACAAGGAGAAUUUAAAAAUAAAGCUGAUUUUUUUGA